Molecule: messenger RNA, 2612 nt
Organism: Helianthus annuus (common sunflower)
Lineage: Eukaryota; Viridiplantae; Streptophyta; Magnoliopsida; Asterales; Asteraceae
Product: L-type lectin-domain containing receptor kinase IX.1
Exons: 2
Coding region: 30-2210 (726 amino acids)
Biological process (GO): protein phosphorylation
Cellular component (GO): plasma membrane
Molecular function (GO): carbohydrate binding; protein kinase activity; ATP binding
Source: RefSeq, a predicted model, not a curated record
CCCUAUUUUUAAAUUCGAUAAUCAAACUCAUGAUUCACGUGAAUGGUUCAGCUAAAAAAUAUAGUUUCAGUCUACAAAUCAAACAACUAAAACGCCAUCGUUUGAAGCUACUCUUUACAAUCAUGGCAUUCUCCCGGACAAAUCUCAUCACUUGGUUUCUUGUUGUCUUCAUCCCUUCUAUAGCUUCAAUUAACUUUAAUUUUACAAAUAUCAAUCCGUCAUAUCAGAAUCGGGACAUAGUUUCAGAAGGUGAAGGGUCAUACAUCUCCAACGAGGGAAUCCAGGUGACCCCAAAUGAGAUUGGUUCUGUCCAGACAACUAGAGCUGGACGGGCGACGUACAUCAGUCCUCUUCAUCUUUGGGACAACAGAUCUGGUGAGCUAGCAAGCUUCUCCACCAAUUUCACAUUUGUGAUUGAUUCAAUGGGGAGCACAAAUUACGGUGAUGGUCUCACAUUCUUUCUAGUUCAGAAUAAUACUGUGAUAACCACAGGUGGAUCCAUGGGGCUUCCUGUCAACGCCACAACCCAUGAGGCGAUUAGCCAGUUUGUUGCUGUGGAGUUCGAUACUUAUCCGAAUGCUUGGGACCCAAAAAUAGCCGGUAGCAAUGUUUCCAUAGGUCCUCAUGUGGGUAUCAGUGUUAGCUCUCUUAUUUCUGUCAGGUCUGAGGAAUGGUCAAGUAAUGUAACUGGUGGGAGUGUGUGUCAAGCUUGGAUUACGUAUGAUUCAGUUUCUAAUAAUCUUAGUGUUUCCUUCACUGGUUUUCAGAACAAUAGAGUCGUGCGUCAAGACGGACUGGUUUACAUGGUUGACCUACGGAAAAAGUUACCCGAAUGGGUUAUAUUCGGGUUUUCAGCAGCAACUGGACUUUCAUUCCAAAAAAAUAACGUUAGAUCUUGGGCCUUUAAUAGUUCGGAUUUGCAGGUUGAUAAAAACAACAGGAUACCACCAGGCCAAGGGCCAAAUCCUGGCCAAAAGAAAAACAACAAGGUGAAAAUAAUUAUAAUGGGAUUAUCAGUUACAGUUGUUUUUCUUUCAAUGCUUGCAUUUGUUUUGUGGAGGCGGCAAAAGAAAUUGAGAGAAGAUGACGCAGAAGAAGAUUCCUUAGAUGUUGAGAUGAACAGUGAAUUUGAAAUGGGCACUGGGCCUAAAAGAUUUUCGUACUAUGAAUUGUCUCAUUCGACUGGUGAUUUUGCAGAGACAGAGAAGCUUGGAGAGGGAGGUUUCGGCGGAGUUUACAAAGGUUUCUUGAAGGACACGAGCACAUAUAUUGCAGUGAAAAAAGUUUCAAAGAGUUCCCAACAAGGGAUGAAGGAGUAUGCAUCGGAGGUGAAGAUCAUUAGCCGAUUGAGGCAUAGAAAUCUCGUGAAACUCAUUGGUUGGUGUCACCAAAAAGGUGACUUUCUGCUUGUUUACGAAUAUAUGGAAAAUGGAAGCUUAGAUUCACAUCUUUUCAAAGGGAAGAGCUUAUUGACAUGGGAAACUAGGUACAAAAUUGUACAAGGUUUGGCAUCUGCUUUGUUGUAUCUACAUGAGGAAUGGGAGCAAUGUGUUUUGCAUAGAGAUAUUAAAUCAAGUAACGUGAUGUUGGAUUUGAGUUUCAAUGCGAAGCUUGGUGACUUCGGGUUAGCUAAGUUGGUUGACCACGAGAAAGGCUCACAGACAACGAUGUUGGCCGGAACCUUGGGUUAUAUGGCUCCUGAAUGCGUAAUCACUGGCAAAGCAUCUAAGGAGUCGGAUGUUUUUAGCUUCGGAGUUGUUGCAUUGGAAAUAGCUUGUGGGCGAAAACCAAUGGAGUUCAAGGCUCCAGAAAAGCAAGUACGGUUAAUAGAAUGGGUUUGGGAGCUGUACGGGACUGGGCUUCUUCUAGAAGCAGCUGAUCCGAGUCUAGAGUCAGAUUUUAAGGAAGAAGAAAUAAAGCGUUUAAUGAUUGUUGGGUUAUGGUGUGUACACCCAGACUCAUAUUUUCGCCCAUCGAUGAGACAAGCCAUUAAAGUACUGAAUUGUGAAGCUUCCCUGCCUUUGCUACCCUUAAAGAUGCCGGUGGCAUCUUAUUUGACACCUUCAGUUUCAUCACUAUAUGAUAUGGCCUCCAUUGCUCAAUACCAUUCAUCAAGUAGCAACUCUAACACCGAAUCAUCAACUCAAACAACUUCGUCCACAAAUUCUUCUUCUUCCCCAUCUACAUCAUUGUUACAUUCGAUGCAAUGAAAGGUUGAAUAUGUCAAUUAUGGAAGAAGAAGAAGAAGAAGAAAAAGAAGAAAGGCUAAAGGUAUGUCAUACUGAAGUAAAGGGCUGGUCUAUUUGUGAGUCAAAGAUAGGGAGCCUGAUGUGAUAUGCUCUCGCUAGAUAUACAUAUGUGUGUGAAGCAGUGAAGCUACUUUGUCAAAAACACUCAUUUUAUAAAUCUUUAAUAAGUGUGUUGGUCUUCGCUAGAUUUUGUGAUAAAAGCUUACUGUAUUGUAAGAUGUUGGUGAGUCCAUUUGUUUCUAUAGAUCUUUGUAUGUGAUUCAUAAUGGUGAAACAUUCUUUGUUUUAGUAUUUACGAUAAUGUAUUAUGGAAGACUGACUGAAGGCUGUGGUAAUAAAUAUAAAUCUAUAAGUUUGUGUUAA